Messenger RNA from Megalops cyprinoides (Indo-Pacific tarpon), 1334 nucleotides. Its product is annotated as small integral membrane protein 26-like. The record is from RefSeq and is a predicted model, not a curated record. Bases 155 to 487 code for a protein of 110 amino acids. The transcript is spliced from 2 exons. Gene Ontology annotation, cellular component: mitochondrion. NCBI's taxonomy places the organism in Eukaryota, Metazoa, Chordata, Actinopteri, Elopiformes, Megalopidae.
GUUGUAACCUAAACUUAAAAAUGGCUGCCCCCUUGAAACCAGUUAGCAUGUAGUUGCUAGCAUUAUCCAUACUGAAGUAAGAGGUCGUGGUAAUAUGACGGAUAUCUAAAAUCCCAUUGUAGGUAAUACGAAGUGAAGCGUUGCAGUUGCCAGGAUGAACUUGAAAGACGUAGUGAGAUGGAACGUGCGCGUCUCGCUCAUAUAUGCGGUAGGCAUUUGGACAUUGAUGGGCACGUACGGAUAUUAUCGCUUGAAAAGGCCUAAAGAGAAUGAACCAGAAGACUCAAAAGAUGGAUUUGUAGACAAAGAACUCCUGGAUGAAGUUGCUGCAGUUCCAGAGGGAGAAAAACUACAAGGCUUCCAUGUCAAGACUACAGUCGUUUAUAAGGAAAAUUUUGUUCCUUAUUCUACAAGACUUUUCAAUUAUUUGAAAACCCUGAGUGUAGAUGCUGGGCAUACCUCCGACAGCCAGGGACCUGAAAAGUGAUUUUCAGUUGUAUGCCAAAAAUGAAUUUGUGAUUUUUGUUGUGUCUUCCCAGCUCCCAGGUUAAUUUAGUAUAAUGUAUGCUUCACAAUUGGAUAUUUUAAAACUAUGUAUUGGCUUUAUUUUUGUUAAUAUAUGGACACAUGUAUACAGAUUCUCUGUAUUAUUGGGAAAGAUUGUCUGGAAUGAAAGACAACCAUGAAGUUAAAAUGUUCCCCAGCAAGGUACAACUUUACAAUGUUUUUUUUUUUUUUCAUUAUUAUUUGUCCUGAGAGGAUUUUGUGCUGAGAGAAUUUGCUGGUUAGGAAAUCCAUUUGGACCACCACUCCCUUGUCUUCUUGGGAUCUUCUGAAUUCUGUUGACAUUUUGGUUUUUGUGUGCCUGCAUUUCUGGAAAAAAAAGCAUACUUCCAUGAUCCUUCCCAUCGUACUGUAUUGUGCUUUGGCUGAAUUUCAUGUUCACUUAUUUUAAUGUCCAGGCAAGGCUCGCUUUGUUAUUUGCACAGAUUGAGUGACAGCACGUACCUGCGUGGGGCUCAUAAGCCAGAGAAGGAAGGAUUGAAACCAUGCUUUGCUUAGCCAACGAGGGCAGCCGUGUGAAGAAAUGUAAGCGAGCUGGAUACUGGGCUAGGGAGACAGGGGUUUAAGGGCUGCACAGAACAUGUCUGGUGGCCACAAUACUGUGUUGUACCCCUGGCCAAUUGUGAAGGCCCAGAGCAUGAAACAUGAUAAAAAUGAUUGCGUCUGUCACUUAUAGCCAGUGCUAUAAAAACACUUGAACUUUUGUUUAAAAACAAAUUAGAUAUGAGGAGCUAGUUUAGAUAUCAGAAUGAUCAGUUCCAGUUUUGAUU